Molecule: messenger RNA, 1327 nt
Organism: Rattus rattus (black rat)
Lineage: Eukaryota; Metazoa; Chordata; Mammalia; Rodentia; Muridae
Gene: Eme2
Product: essential meiotic structure-specific endonuclease subunit 2
Source: RefSeq, a predicted model, not a curated record
UCACUUUCUUCCGCGCCAUGCCGGUGUCCUUACUCCACAGGAAACCUGCGCUUCACCAGCUCUCCCAUUCCGGAAGCGGCCAGUGUCCUGAACAAAAGCAUCCGGGUACGUCCGGAAGCUGUAGGAAGGAUGGGUUUAUGGCGGAAGUGGGACCUGAGAGAGUCCCGGGCUCCCGUCGCGGUCGGGGCCGGGGCCGGGGCUCGCGCCUCGGCCAUCGGCGACCUCAGACCUGGGAGAUUUCCGACUCAGACGCCGAAGGUGCCCCUGCUAGAGAAGUCGGCACGCCAGCCCGGAGUUCAGUAGGAGAGCGAAGAGCUGCGGCCAAGGCUUUACGGGCAGAUCAGGUCCUGGAGCGUCUGGUGGUGUGCGUGGACCCAGCUGUGCUGGAAGAUGCAGGCUCCGACAUCCUGAUGGAGGCGCUGGGUACACUAGGCUGUGAAUGCCGCAUCGAGCCGCAGCACCAGGCCCGCAGCCUACAGUGGAGCGUUGUGAGGCCCGACCCGGCCCCCAGCAAUGUGCCUCAGGAGGGGAAGGCUGAAAAUGAGCAGGAACAGUUGCUGCUGCUGGAACCCCAGGAAUUUCUUCAGGGUGCUGUGCAGCUGACCCAGAUGACAGACCCACCUUGCUCCAUCCCCUGGCUUUCUCCCGAGAGUCCCACCCGCUCCCAUCUGGCGGUCAUCGGACUGGAUGCGUACCUGUGGUAUCACCUUCAGCCUCAGAGGGGCGGUUGGGGUGGGAUUCCAGGGAAGUGGAUUGCCUCUGCCGUCCUGUCACCUGAUCCCACUUGGCCUGGGUGGGCUCUGCCGAUGUAGGAAGACUUGGGAGCCCAAAAGAUGGUUGCCUCUGUUCAGGUCUCGCAAGCCCAGUUCUCAGAAGACGUGGACACCAAAGAAGUCAGAGGAAGCCCACGCCAGGGUAGCCAUCAGCUGGUCAGAGGUGGAGGAGGCUCUGGUGCUGCUUCAGCUCCGUGCAAACUUGGAUGUGCUGCUGGUAGCCUCGUGGCGAGAGCUGAGUCAGUAUGUGUGUGCCUUCACCAAGGCCCUCGCCCAGCUCCCCUCUAAGACCAGGACUUAAGGUGCACCUACUCACACCUGUGCCCACUCUAGGCUCUACUGGACUGCAGCACAGAGCAGGAGCGCCUGAGCCUCCUAGCUGACCUCCCUGUGAAGGCCCCUGGGGGCAAGCAGCCUCGCAGAGUGGGGCCUGACCUCUCACGAAGACUCUGUAUCUUCUUGACCACCACCAACCCCGACAUCCUGCUGGACCUGAGCUCUUGACCGCACCUCGGGUCGCCUGCCCACCAAUACAACAAGACAGGCCUGCCCAA